Molecule: messenger RNA, 5836 nt
Organism: Elgaria multicarinata webbii
Lineage: Eukaryota; Metazoa; Chordata; Lepidosauria; Squamata; Anguidae
Gene: CTNND1
Product: catenin delta 1
Exons: 20
Coding region: 755-3589 (944 amino acids)
Biological process (GO): cell-cell junction assembly; cell-cell adhesion
Cellular component (GO): adherens junction; cytoplasm; plasma membrane
Molecular function (GO): cadherin binding
Source: RefSeq, a predicted model, not a curated record
UUGGCUGGGUGCAACUUCCAUUUUAGGUGUUAGAGCUGAGCGGGGAGGGGGGGGGAAAGCGAGAGAAAGGUCCCGCAGGAAAAGGAGGUGGAGGAAAGGAUCGCUACACCGCCGCUCUGCUUUUCUUCGUCUUUUGUAUGUGUGUGCAUUUUUUAAAAAAGCUUCCCUUGACAGUGAUUUUGUUCUUAGAUGCGUUAGCGUUUUUUCUUAGGAAACUGCAUGCUUAUUCCCCCCCCCCCUUUCCCUUGCAUUUGCAGAGGGACAAAAAGACGUCUGGUCCAAUGCAGUGUCUGCGCGAAGUUGUCAAGCUGAAUGAUUAAAAGGAGAGAUAGAGGAACAGUUGAGUCGGCGACAAAACCCUGCCUGGAGAAAAAAAACCUGCUUUUUCCCCCUUUUUUCUCUCUUCCUCUCCUUCCCUUGUUGUAAACCUUCAAGGGGAAGAAGUAAAACUUGCUUAGUUAGCAUCUGCGAAAGGGGCUUCGCGGUUCCAGGAGGCGGAAGGGAACAAAAAAAGACAAAGCCUUUUCCCUCCUGCUUCCUUGCUGUUGGUGGCUGGGCUGCUUCUCCCAUGAUUUUCUGCACUUAGACCAGGCUGUGCCUUAGCCAAUCAAAUCAGACCGGCCUUCCUUCACAGUGAGGGGCUCCGUCUUCCCUCCCCCCCAACCCCCCUUUCUGUGUGACGUCACUUCCCACAAACCCCGUGGCAUCUCCCUGCCUUGCACCCACUCUCCCCCCACGCGGGGCCUUCACAACCAUGGAUGACUCGGAAGUGGAGUCGACGGCCAGUAUACUUGCCUCCGUCAAAGAGCAGGAGGCACAGUUUGAGAAGCUGACACGGGCUCUGGAGGAAGAACGGCGCCAUGUCUCUGCGCAGCUGGAGCGCGUCCGUGUCUCCCCACAGGAUGCCAGCCAGACCAUGGCCAACGGCACCCUCACUCGCCGGCACCAGAACGGCCGUUUUUUGGGCAAUGCUGACCUGGAGAGGCAGAAAUUCUCAGAAUUGAAACUCAACGGACCACAGGACCACAGUCACCUCAUAUACAGCACCAUUCCUAGGAUGCAGGACCCAGGCCAGAUUGUGGAAGAGACUUACACCAUGGAGGAGGACCCAGAAGGUGCCAUGUCAGUGGUUUCAGUAGAGACCUCAGAUGAUGGGACAACUCGCCGUACAGAGACCACGGUGAAGAAAGUAGUGAAGACCAUGACCACACGCACCGUGCAGCAAGUUCCCGUUGGUCCAGAUGGGCUACCAGUGGAUGGCUCUCCAGUUACCAACAACUACAUCCAGACCAUAGAUAGGAACUUCAGGAAAAACACCAAUGGUGGCCCUGGGGGCUACAUGAGCCAGCCAGGCACAGCCACCCUCCCACGAAAUUAUCACUAUCCAGAUGGUUAUGGCCGCCCGUAUGAGGAUGGCUACCAUGGCAGCGAACAUAACUACGGCAGCCUGUCCCGUGUGACCCGCAUUGACGAGCGCUACCGUCCUACCAUGGAUGGCUACCGAGCCCCCAGCCGGCAGGAUGUUUAUGGGCCUCAGCCACAGGUGCGGGUAGGGGGAAGCAACAUGGACUUGAACCGCUUCCAUCCUGAGCCUUAUGGGCUGGAGGAUGACCAGUGCAGCAUGGGAUAUGACGACUUGGAUUACGGCACAAUGCCCGACUAUGGUACAGCCAGGCGGACUGGGACUCCCUCUGAUCCUCGCCAGAGACUCAGGAGUCAUGAGAACAUGUUGUUGGAUGACAUGGCCAGAGACCAGUAUUACUGGGCCCCGCUGGCCCAGCACGAGAGGGGCAGUUUAGCGAGCCUGGACAGCCUGCGGAAAGGAGGCCCGCCCUCAGGCAACUGGCGUCAACCGGAGCUUCCCGAGGUGAUAGCCAUGCUGGGCUUCCGCCUGGAUGCCGUGAAGUCCAACGCAGCAGCCUACCUGCAGCACUUGUGCUUCCGCAACGACAAGGUGAAGACGGAGGUGCGCAAGCUGAAGGGCAUUCCUGUGCUCGUGGGGCUGCUGGACCACCCCAAGAAGGAGGUGCACUACGGGGCGUGUGGGGCCCUCAAGAACAUCUCCUAUGGCCGGGACCAGGACAACAAAAUCGCCAUCAAGAACUGCGACGGCGUCCCUGCUCUGGUGCGGCUGCUGCGGAAGGCGCGUGACAUGGACCUUACGGAAGUCAUUACGGGGACACUGUGGAACCUCUCCUCUCACGACGCGAUAAAGAUGGCCAUUGUGGAUAACGCCUUACAUACCCUCACGGACGAGGUUAUCAUUCCACGCUCGGGGUGGGAGAGGGAGCCCAGCGAGGACUCGAAACCCCGCCACAUAGAGUGGGAGUCGGUGCUUACCAACACCAUUGGAUGCCUUAGAAAUGUCAGCUCGGAGAGGAGCGAAGCCCGCCGGAAGCUGCGGGAGUGUGAUGGGCUGGUGGAUGCCCUUAUCUGCAUUGUCCAAGCAGAGAUUGGCCAGAAAGAUUUAGACAGCAAGCUCGUGGAGAACUGUGUCUGCCUGCUGAGGAACCUCUCCUACCAGGUGCACCGCGAGAUCCCCCAUGCCGAGCGCUUCCAGGAGGCCCCCCUUGCUGCGGCCAACAGCACCGGCCCCCACGCAGCCAGCUGCUUUGGUGCCAAAAAGGGCAAAGGUAAAAAACCGACCGAGGAUCCCUCGGCCGAUAUCGUCGACUUCCCCAAAAGACCAACCCCUGCAAAAGGUUAUGAACUCCUCUUCCAGCCAGAAAUUGUCCGUAUCUAUAUCUCGCUGUUGAAAGAGAGCAAAACCCAAGCGAUCUUAGAAGCCUCAGCGGGAGCCAUCCAGAAUCUGUGUGCUGGGCGUUGGACGUACGGGCGGUACAUUCGCUCUGCGUUGCGCCAGGAAAAAGGUCUCUCUGCCAUUGCUGACCUUCUGACUCACGACAGCGAGCGCGUGGUGAAAGCUGCCUCUGGCGCUCUGCGCAACCUGGCAGUGGAUUCCCGUAACAAAGAGCUGAUAGGUAAACAUGCCAUCCCCAGUUUAGUGAAGAAUUUGCCAGGGGGACAGCAGAUGCCGGCCAAGAACCUCUCUGAAGACACCGUGGUCUCUGUGCUAAAUACUAUAAACGAGGUUAUUGUGGACAACUUGGAAGCAGCAAAGAAACUGCGGGAGACACAAGGCAUUGAGAAGCUGGUGCUGAUCAACAAAUCUGGGAACCGCUCAGAGAGAGAAGUUAGAGCAGCUGCUCUUGUAUUGCAGACCAUCUGGGGAUAUAAAGAGUUGCGGAAGCCGCUGGAGAAAGAAGGCUGGAAGAAGGCUGACUUCCAGGUGCAGCAGAAUAACGCCUCUAGAAGUCAGGGUGGCAACUCCUUUGAUGACAGCACCUUGCCCCUCAUUGAUAAGAACCAAAAAGGAGACAAGAAAUCCUCUCGAGAAGAGAUCCAAAUGGGCAACAUGGGACCAGACAACUACUCUACACUGAAUGAGCGGGAACAUAAUAGGACAUUGGACCGAUCUGGAGAAGAAAUGGAAUCUAUGAAGGGAGCACCACUGAUGCAGGAGGAGGAAGGGCUGGAAUCCCUUGAGGAGAAUGACCACUUGUCUUAUCCCCCUAUGCAGAAAAUCUAAGAGUUGCCACCAUCUGCCUUCUCCGUUUUGGGUUUAUAACAUACUAUGUAUAACUCUUCGUGGUGAAAUGGACUGACACUUUUUUUUAAUCUCUUGGCACACAAGUCCAGCCACCCAGCCAAAAUGACUGCCCCCCCCCCCGAGCCCAGAGGGCCUCACACCUCCCUAUAGACGACUGCACAUCCAAUCCUCUGGACACUUUUUUUUGUCUAUAAUAUUUUUCAAAAACGCAGCAAUUCUUGAAGACCAAAUACUCCUGAUGGAUCUCACUAAAGCGACUAAGGCAGUCACCUAAGUUACAAGCUCCUGCCGUAUCCAUAGCAGCUGAUGGAAACCACUGGUGCAGACGGCUCUCAACUGGACUCUCGACCAUACUGGAACUAGUUUUUCUUAAAGGAGAUGUGCUGGCUCUCUUCGUUGCAAAGUGGCACAAGGGCCUCCUCCUCCUUCUCUUAGCCUAUAGAAUAUAUUUUUGUGUGUGAUUUCAUUUUUUGCAACAAAGGAUGCUGGGAAUACUUGAACAUUCCUAGUGGUGGGUGGUGGUGGUGGUGUUGAGGGAGGGUGGGAAAUGGCCAAGGAGGGACCAGCUUCUGAGUGGCUGCAUCUGGGUCCUCUGGAUGCUGGAUGGCCUUCAAGAGUGCCUCUGUGAGGGGACAGCCCUCUGUAUCCUCAUAGGCUGAGGAAGAAUGUGUGCGUUUUCAUCUGCUGCCUCCCGUUUCUUAGUCGCUUCUCGAUGGUUUAGUCUGAACUGGGUUAACUCAGAGUUUAGGAAGCUAUUUAUUUGUGGGAGAAGAGCAGCUUAUGGGGUGCAGGGGUUUGAGGGUCGCAGAAGAAGGCUGAGUAUGUUAAGUGAACGUUUGGUGGAAAGGGCGCACGUCUUCAUACCCCAAAGGGGCAAUUUUGGCUUUCCCUUGGGGAGGACACCAUGAGGCAUCUGGUUUUGGGUCGCUGAUGGAUCACUUCAGUGGUGGGUGCCUAAAUUGGAGUGCAGAGCAGGGGCCGGGGGACUGAUGAAGGGAGAAGUUUGGGGUCGCAGAAAGUGUGUGAGGGAGGGAAGGCGGCAGGCAGACUAUCUGUAAAUAUUGCCCAAAUCCUCCCAUGCAGGCAGGGGAACAAAACAGUUAUCUGUCCCUAUUUACACGUGCCUUUCUUUGCCACUGUGAAAUAGCUUGGUGCUUUUGCUGGGUUUUGAGACAGGACGCUGGAGUGCCUCGACUGGAGAGAGGGUGUUUUCUUUUCUUUUUUGGCAUAGAGUUAUGCUCCCGCUCUCUCUUGACUCCUUGCCUGGGAACCGGAAUCCUGAUGUCGCCGUGUGACCUUGCUGUACUCAGGAGGCUGAGGGGGAAAGACCAGGAACUCACCUAAAGGCUCAUGGGGCUGGGGAGGGCGAGGUGAGAGCACUGUUCGGCGAGGAUCAUGAUGUGCACCUUAAUGGCUCCCCUCUUCAGGGAACAAGAGGAAUUUAGGGCCUGCUUACAGACCUGAGUCCUAAUCUCCACAGCAGCAGUAAAGGGGACCAUAGUGAGUAGCUCUGGGCACCAUAUUGGUGAGUCCACCCUUUUCUACUGAAGAGGACCGCCACCUUUCCCGCCUCCCUUCCUCCCGGCCUCAAAGUUAUGCCUUGGCCCAGUAACUGGAAGGAGCUCUGUUGCCCUUGACUCCUGUGAUUCUCUCCACAUCCAAACAAUCGUUCACAUUGUACAAGAGGGAAGGCCUAAGGUGGAAGAUUCUCGGUGCCUCUGUAAUAUGCUCCAAUCCCAGUUUUUUCUUUCCUUUAGGGGGAGUGGGAGGGACUAAAGAUGUAAAUCAGCUUUCUGAGGGGAGGAGUCACUCAACUUUUUCUAAUGUAAAACACUAUUUCUUUUUUUAAAAAUUCCAGAUGAACCAAACAAAAAAAACAACAACCCUUCCCUGCUGACCAAUUCAAUGCUGUAGGACAGCCUUCCCUCAACCUGGCGCCCUCCGGAUGAGUUGGACUACAGUUCCCAGCACCCCCCAGCAUGGCUGGCUGGGGGGUGCUGGGAACUGUAGUCCACAUCCGGAGGGCAACAAGUUGCGGAGAGGCUGCUGUAGGAGGGACUAAUAACUCACUGACGUUUAUUUCGUUUUGUUGCUUUUCCUUCGCACCCCCUGGGGGACGGGGAAAUCCUGCUGUUCUUUGAGUCCUGCGCUCACUCUGUAAUGCUUUUAAAAUGAAAUGAUUUUUAUAUAAAUAAAGUUUUAAAGUGUGUAUUUGUUAAGAUGGAA